This is a messenger RNA of Dunckerocampus dactyliophorus (ringed pipefish), 3657 nucleotides long. RefSeq names its product hyaluronoglucosaminidase 6 (gene hyal6). Gene Ontology annotation, molecular function: hyalurononglucosaminidase activity. The coding region runs from base 5 to 1618 and encodes 537 amino acids. Gene Ontology annotation, biological process: hyaluronan catabolic process; carbohydrate metabolic process. NCBI's taxonomy places the organism in Eukaryota, Metazoa, Chordata, Actinopteri, Syngnathiformes, Syngnathidae. The transcript has 3 exons. The record is from RefSeq and is a predicted model, not a curated record.
GGACAUGGCGUCGCUGGGGCUCCGGGUCCUGGCGCUGGCCUUGUGGCUAAGCCCAGGAGCUCGGGGGGAUUCGACGAAGCCGGCCCGGGCGCCUCUGAUUCCUCACCGACCCUUUGUGGUGGUCUGGAACGCUCCCACAGAGCCGUGCCGCCUGCGCUUCCAGGUGGACUUGGACCUGAGUGUUUUCGACAUCGUGGCCAAUCUGAAUGAAACUCUGAGCGGGCCGAACGUGACCAUCUUCUACCACAGCCACCUGGGCUAUUAUCCGUACUACUCCAACUGCGGCACGCCCAUCAAUGGCGGGCUUCCACAGAACCAAAGCAUCUCCAAACAUCUCAGCAAAGCCCGCAACGACAUCGACAAACUGAUCCCGCACAAGGACUUCCGAGGGCUGGGCGUCAUUGACUGGGAGAACUGGAGGCCUCAGUGGGUCCGAAACUGGGGCACCAAGGACAUCUACCGAAACAAGUCCAAGGAACAGAUCCGGAAGCUUCACCCCAACUGGCCGGAGAGCAAAGUGGAGAAGGAGGCCAAGGAAAACUUCGAGAGGGCCGGGCAGGCCUUCAUGAACCUGACCUUGGCCUUGGCUGAGGGUCGCAGGCCGGCCGGUUUGUGGGGCUUUUAUUUGUUCCCGGACUGCUACAACUACGGAUACAAGCAGCACCCGCAGCGCUACAGCGGCGAAUGUCCCAACGUGGAGCAUGUUCGCAACGACCACCUGAUGUGGCUGUGGAAGGAGAGCACGGCGCUCUACCCCUCCAUCUACCUGGACUACGAACUCAAGUCCUCCGCCAACACCGUCAAAUUUGUCCACUACAGAGUCAAAGAGGCCAUGAGGAUCGCCUCCAUUGCCCGUCCUGACGUCACAUUGCCAGUUUUUGUCUACUCCAGACCUUUCUACGCCUACACCUUUGUGGUUCUGUCUGAGAGCGACCUGGUGCACACCAUCGGUGAGAGCGCCGCCCUCGGAGCUUCCGGCGUUGUCCUUUGGGGGUCGUCAGAGUACGCCCGAACGCAGGUACCACCUUCAGAGGAACUGUUUGACAGUGAAGAAGUACAUCGACGGUGCGCUCGGCCAUUACGUGGUCAACGUCACAUCGGCCGCCAAGCUGUGCAGCAAAGCUUUGUGCAAGAAAAAUGGCCGCUGCAUCCGCAAGAGCCUCGACUCGGCCGCUUACCUCCACCUGAACCCGCGCUUCUUCAACAUCCGCCGCCGGCCCACGACCGCCGGCCCCCCCCGCUUCCACGUCACGGGUCACCUGAACAAUCGGGACAUCCUGGACAUGAAGCACAAGUUCACCUGCCAGUGCUACCAGGGCUGGAUCGGCGUCCACUGCGAGGUGCCGCAGAUAGCUGCGCCCACACGCCCCGACGUCCGUCUGCCUCAUGGCCCGUGGGGCGGCCCGCUGCUGUUCCUCACGCUUCAUUUCUCCUGCCUGUGCAUCAUCAUGCUGCUGGGACUCAUCAAGUGUCUCUUAGUGUCGACCACCACAACAACAUGAAAAAAUAUCCACUUCGUCUUAGCACAUCUUUUCAUCUUAUGGAAACAAAGGAAACAUUCUCAAAGAAAAAAUAUGCCAACGGUAAGUCACAACUAGGACAUAAAACUCCAAAGUAAGACAUAAAACGUCCUAAUUAGGAGAUGAAACUCCUAGUUAUGACGUAACAAAAUCGUGCGAUAAAAAGUCAUAAAUAUGAGCUAAAAACCCUAAUAAUAACAUAAAAAGUUGAAAUUCCAAGAUAAAAAGUCCAAAUUACGAGAAAAACUCAUAAUAACAAUAUUAAAAGUCAUUAUAUAUAAAAACUCAAAAUUACACAACAAAAAGUCAGAGCUAAGAGAUAAAGACUCAAAAUUACGAGAUAAAAAGUCAGAAUUCUGAGAUAAAAAAUCAUAAUUAGGGGAAAGUCAAAGUUUUUUGUUGAAAUAUGUCAUAAUUAUGACAUAAAGACUCAAGUUGUAAUUAGGUGAUGAAAUGUCAUAAUUACGAGAUGCCAAGUCGAAAUUACGAGAUAAAAAGUCGUAAUUAGGAGAUUAAAAGUCAGGUUGAAAUUACGAAAUAAAAAGUCGUAAUUAGGAGAUUAAAAGUAUUAGGGGAUAAAAAGUCAUUGUGACGGAUAAAGUUUGUGUAAAAUAUGUGUAAAAAAAAAAUGUGUAAAAAUUAUUUUCGAAAAUGGACAUUUCGCUUACUUCGGUGUUGGAAAAAAAAGCAAAGGGAGAAUGCGGCUGAAGAGCCGCGGGUUGCAGACCCCUGUUGUAGAGUGUUUCUAUUCAUACGAGAAUCGAGCUUUUUUUUCUUGCCUGUGUUGGUGACUGCUUUGUUUUCCCACAUUUUAGUCUACGUGCUUUCAUGCCUUGCUUAACAACAUUCAUGAAGGAAGAGAAUAACAAAAAUGAUUGGAAAUGGUCAUAAUCUUUCAGCAUUUCCACUCUUAUUGCUCAAUAUUGCAGACAAUAUGAGAAAAUAGGGGGGCCGCACGGUGGUCUAGUGGUUAGCACGUUGGCCAACACAGGAACAGCCUGGAGAUCGGGAAGACCUGGGUUGGAUUCUCCCUUGGGUAUUUCUGUGUGGAGUUUGCAUGUUCUCCCCGUGUGUGUGUGUGGGUUUUCUCCGGGUACUCCGGUUUCCUCCCACAUUCCCAAAACAUGCAGGUGAGGUUAAUUGACGACUCUAAAUUGUCCAUAGGUAUGAAUGUGAGUGUGAAUGGUUGUUUGUCUAUAUGUGCCCUGCCAUUGGCUGGCCACCAGUCCAGGGUAUACCCCGCCUGUCACCCGAAGUCAGCUGGGGUAGGCUCCAGCAUGCCCCCACAACCCUAAUGAGGAUGAAGCGGUAUAGAAAAUGGAUGGAUGGAUGGAUGAGAAAAUAGACAUAAAAACCCUGUUUUGACCUUCUAAAUACAACUUUUAACUUAUUAGAGAUCUCUAGACCUGAAAUAGCACCCCUAUAGUCACCUUUAUACUCUUAUUAUCCAAUAUAGUAGACAUAAUAAAAGAAAAUCAAACAAAUAAGACAUAAAACCGUUUACGAUCUUCUGAAUAUGCCUUUCAACAUUAAUAGAGCCCUCUAGACAGGAAAUAACACCCCUACAGUUACCUUUACACUCCUAUUACUCGUUAUAGUUGACAUAGGAGAAAAUAAAACAAAAAGACCUUGAAAGAAACUGCUUACAACCUUCUAAAUCUACUUUUUAACAUGAUUAGAGCCCUCUAGACAUGAAAUAAGUGACGUCGGGGAUUCAGAGUUGCUUUAGCUCGUAGUGGAUUACAGCCGCAAGAGCAGUCGGUGGUAUUAUAUUAUGAUUGUUAUUCUUAUGAUUAUGAUUAUUGUGACAUCAUUCAAAACUGCAAUAAAAGCCUGCUGUUCCGCCAAUCAAGUCUGGUGCUUGUGUGUCUUACCCAACGUUACAGUAGGAUUACUGACACCUAGCGACCAGCGUACAACACUACAUGUCAUCGCAACCUCGUUCAGUGAGUCGUCCGAAUGCUUUACAUUUGUUUUUACUUCAUUUUUAUGUUGGAAAAUGCUCCAUUUAGGCCAAAAAGUACGUACGAUGUGCUGACACGUGCAUAUUUUCUGAGAAGUAACAGGCCGCAGCGUGAUUUAUUCAUUUAUUGUGAAAAACCCAUGAUGGAGUGAAACCGCACACAAAAAAAAACCA